Pimephales promelas (fathead minnow) is the source of this 6417-nucleotide messenger RNA. Lineage: Eukaryota; Metazoa; Chordata; Actinopteri; Cypriniformes; Leuciscidae. The record is from RefSeq and is a predicted model, not a curated record.
UCUCUCUCGAACUCCAUUUUGCGAUAUGUCUUCACUUUGGUUUGGGUUCUUUUAUUUCAAAGUGCUGGCACCCUGAACUUUUUUUUUCAAUGGUAUUGGGAGUCACUUCUCUCUUCCUCUUUCACUCUCUCUCUCUCAUGUACUUUUUACAUUGUGUUGCCACCGUCAUCCAGUCACAUUUGCAUAAAUGACGUUUGUAUUUCCUCCAUCAGCAACAGAAACGACAGUAAGAAAACUAAAGAGGGAAGAGGAACCAGGGGCCUUUGUGUUGAGAGAAAGUGCCACAGUCACAAUCCGUCUGUCCCUCUCUUGCUCUUGUCAACUCUUCCAAAGGUGGAUUUUGGUUUCCACAUUUUGGAUUUAAUUGGACCACCUUUAGCUGCUGCAGUGUCACCUUUAAGUUCUGGUAAUUAGUGAUCUCCGUCUCCCAGCAUCACAAGGGUUGUGUUACCAUGGCAACUAGCAAGCAGAGCUUUGCUAGAGCUACCGAGCCUCAGUGUUCAGUGUCUGCACGGAGAGAGAAGGAGACGCAUGUUCAGGCCCCUUUUACGACUAUGUAUGUCCACAACGUUACUGCCCCUGGCCUGCAGACAUACCCUCAGGCCCAAUCUGGAGCCUUGCAGGAUCCGACGGUUCUACCACUGUUCCUGCCAGGGAUGUGUAGCAACUCGACUCUGCCCUCUCUGACACUGCAUAUUGCCAGCAGGGCUGCUUUGCAACAACAAAGGCUAGUGGCUCCAGCAACCUCGGCCAGACCAAAGCCUAAUGGGAAGCAUAUUUGCCCACACUGCAGCAAGGACUGUCUGAAGCCCAGCGUGCUCGAGAAACAUCUCCGUUGCCACACAGGAGAGCGACCGUAUCCCUGCACUACCUGUGGCAUUUCCUUCAAGACGCAGAGUAACCUUUACAAACACAAGCGCACACAGGCACAUGCACGCCUUUCCAGCGAAUCUGACAAAGGCACUUUCAGCAGCCAGGAGAGCGUGGAGAGUUCGAAGGACAGCUGCACCAGUCCAUCUUCGGAGAUGAAUGGCGGAGAUGUAAAGAGAAGCAAAGAGGUUUUUCCUGUUGUACCAAGUCAGGUAGACUCUACAGUGACUGGCAUUGAAUGGGCAUUACGUAAUGCUGCCAUGGUUGGAUGUAGCACGACACCAGCACUUCAAGAAAAGGUCAAUUCUUUGAGGAAAACUGUGGAGUUUUCAGUCGGCAUUAAAAAUAAUCCUGCGAUCCAACAGACAGGUGAGGACGGAUGUACUUCGUCGAUUCCAAAUCGUACACCGCUUCAGAGGCAGGAGGCUUUAUUUUCCAAACCUUGGGAUUCGCCCAGGUCUCGGGGAAAAUCUCAAAGCCACGACAGUACAGACUCUGGCUUCAGUGAUGGCAGUGAGCAACACUUAUCCUGCAGUCCUGGAGCAAGUUUGCACGAUCACACCGUGGAAUCAUUGAAAGAAACUCCAAUGGACCAGCAAGAAGCAAGUGCAUCCCAGACUCCAGAAGACGGGAAAAGCAAGGUGUCCGUUCAGGAGAAGCAAAAGCUGGAAGAACGCAUUUCAAAGCUCAUAUAUGACAACAGUGUGCUGGUGGACAAUAGACAACUGGAAAAUGUGCGUCCAAGAAAGACAGUAUUGUCAAAACAAGGAAGCAUUGAUCUUCCCGUGCCGUACACUUAUAAAGACUCCUUUCAUUUUGAGAUUAGGAGCAACAAGCACAUCGCAAGCUCUCAAAAUCAAGACAGACGAGGUGGAGCAAUUCUCAGCUCUGCGCCAACACAACCCUCCACUUGCACAGAUCACGCACCAUUAACACGAAGCAGUUCUUUACCCUUCACUAUGGGUGUCAAACCCACUGAUGGAGCAAUGAAUUCAAAUCUUAGCAGAAGGUGUAGUGCAGGGCAGGUUUACCCAUUAAGAUCAUUACACCAGCAUGCACAAGGUCAUCGCUCACUCGUUAGGCAGGUAGCGGUAGAUGGUUUGCCUCCAGAGAGAUCCCCUGUUGAAAGAGGUAGUGUAAGCAGUCUUAGCUCAGAUGGAGACAGCACUGAUUUAGGAACGGAGUCAUGUAUAAAAGGAAACAGGAGAAAAGCCAAAAAAUUUGACUACACAAAGUGGCACACUUACAAAGGUGGGACAUUUAGGAAACUCUACGAUACUGAGAAAGACUAUCCACUGAAGAUGAAAAAGACUGCAUCAAGCUCUGAACAAGCAGAGAGCCUGGAAACCCAAAUUAACCAACAGAGAGACAAUCGAUCCGUGUCUCUGAGCUUUACUUCCGGUUCUGCUGUGAAUGACCUUAAAGUGUCAUAUGCCAGCUUUGAGAAUAAUAAUGCAAAUGGGGCAGACACGGAAAGGGAUGAAUCGGCAACACAACACUUGGAUUGCCGUAUCCCAUCAGAGAGGAAGAAACAGCGCACUGGGAAUGAUGUGAAUAUGCCCAGUAUUUCAGAUCCAAGAACUGGACAGGCAAAUGGAAAUAUGAGUCAAUCACUUCUAUCAACCUGUGCGACGCAGACUUCCAUCACAGUUCCAGCACAAAAGGUCACCAUGCAAAAUCUCCACCCGCAGGGAAGCUUCAUACAACAGCUCUCAAAUCCAAGUCAGUUCCUUGGUAAUACACUUUGCUUCAUCAGUGUAAGUGGGACAUCUGGCCCGCCAUCUGGUUCUAUCACCAGCUCUACUGUCCUUCAAGCCAAGACCAGCUUUCCUCCAAAGUACCAGCUGAAGAUCCCGUGUUCCACAGAUGGAGCGUCGACUUCUUCUUCCGGAUCCACGUUAAAACACAACACUUGUUCAACCAUUCCAGCUCUCACGCAAAGCCGUCAAACUACAGUGCAAUGCCAUCUUGAGAACAGUUUAUUAUCUUUAAACCAGAGUCAGGGGGCUUCAAUAGUCACAACCUUUGACCAGAGCAAUCAAGAUGUAUUGUGUGCGACAACUUCAAUGCCUAUGUCAUCGGUUUCCUGUUCAGGGCUGAAUCACACAAACAGUUCAUCCAAAGUCCUGACACAACUUCAGUCUACCACGCCUACACUGUUUUCUGCUACGCUACCUCCACCAGUGCAGAAGCAAGUGUCUUUGUUGCAAAGCAACUGUGCAACAGGUGUGGUGGAAAGCCAGUCGACAGUUCCUGUAUCGUCUGUAAUGCAUUUAACAACCUCAGAGGACUCUCAACCUGUCGCAUCAACAAACUCAAUGUCAGCAGGGAUUUAUUGUUCUGAAACUGGACUACAAAUCUAUCCUCCACCAACAAUUCAAAACCAUCCUGCCUCCCCUGUGAGUGAACCAGGAAAACAUAGUGGUCUCACAGCAGACACUAAAUCCACAGUGUAUGAGAAUACGCUAAACAGCACUGCCUCUAUAAUGGCCACUGGGUGUGACUUUCAAGGGUCCCAGUCUGAAGGAAAGGUGAUGGCACUAGAUGGCUCAGCACAGGCUCAAAACACGUUUUAUGUACGAACAGCUGACCUCCAGAUCGUCAUGCAGAUCAUAUCCGAUGAACAGUUAGCACUGAUAGAGCCUCACAUUGAAACAACAACUUCACUCACUUUAACAAACCAUACAUCACUUUCACAGGAGUUAUAUAGCAAUGAUGUGACUAGUCUGUGCAUGGAACAGGUAAUGGUAGAUAAUGGUGAGGUGAGAAAAAAUAAUACUUCCAGUUGUCGUGAAUCGGCCAGUUCUGGAAACAAAGCAGAAACUGUUAAUAGUUUAAACUCUCAAAAUGCUAAAAGUUAUGCAAACGACAGCCCUCAGUUUGUGUCAUCUUGGUCACAUCCACAGACAAAGAUUCAUCUCACAGCCUCAGUGGAUUGCAAUAAAAAUGGAGAGUUGUAUGAACCACAGAAGAUCCCUGAGAAUCCCCAGGAGAGAAAACCUGCUGAGUUUGAGGUUAUUGCAGAGUCACAUUACAAAUCAGUGGCUGGAGACGAUCCUCGUUCAGUGGACAAGAACGAUUCUAGAAGAGAAAAUUACAAAGAGGCCGAAAAGUGUUCUGUCCGUUACCCAGAUUUGGUUAGCUCCUCUGAGGAUCAAAUAUUCACAGAGAUAAUGGAGCCAAAUCACGUUCAAACUAAGCCAGUGGAGCCUAAUGAAACAGACCACCUCGUGUCAGUCACGUUAUCAGAAAAUGCUGAGAGGGUUGAAACAACUGAGACAACUGCACAGCUCAGAACUUGUAUUUGUGAGAAAAAGACCUCUAUCGCAGAUUCACAGCAGAUGCAAAACGUGAUAAACUCCAAUGAGCCUAACAAGCCAUACUGUGGCAACUCAAAUUUAGACACAAGGAAAAUCAGAGCAUGUGACACAGGUAAGCUCAGCUGCGCGCAUGGGACCCUACCGACGGAAACGUGUGGUCCAGGACGAACACCUACACAGUAUGAACUCCAACAGGCCUUUGCUCUAGGCCAUGGUGACUUUGUGAAUGACACGCACAGUCAAAUAAAAGCAUCAUGCCCAAUGGACAGGACAUCUAACGUUCAGAGCAUCCUUGAAGACAGCACCAAAUGUGGAGAUGACCAUACACACCAUGCCAAUCCGGAAACAUUUACAGGGCCUGGGGAGGAUGAUACCCUCAAAAGCCUGAGGUUUCGGAGGGAUCCUGGGACAGAGAGCAAGGAAUCGAUCCCCAAAGACCCGAAGAUUGGAGGUAGAGAAGGAGAGAGACCGAGCACAGACAUGGCUGACACUGAAAACACACACACCUUCACAUGCCAAGGCUGUGAAGACAAUGGAAAACAGGACAAAAGAAAGGAAAAGGCCAUGUCUUGUGAGGAACAUCAGAAAGUGUCCCUCAACAUUUCAGAACCACUUCAGCCUGAAAAAAUCAGCGAUUCAAACAAUCCAGAAGCGUCUGUUUGCACGAACAUCCUUUCACAAACAUGUCAACAUGAAGGGCAAGGGGAAUGUAACAACAACACCAGCAUGGGUGAAUAUUUGGGGAACAGCACUUCUCAAGAGAGCCAACAGGAGACAUCCAGUUCCAGUCAAACAUCCAGGCAAUCAGUGAAUACCAUGCAAAAUGAAUUCCAAAAGGAAACGCAGUCAAGGGGUUCGAUGAUCUAUUUCAUUUACUCAAAAGGAUCUCAGGUUCAGAUGCACAAAACAAGUGACACACCUGUAUCAGUCAGCGCUUUGCAAAAUAACUGUGGCGCUUUGAAGAUUGAGUCUGUCAGUACAAGUAUUACUUCAUCAUCCAGUAGUGGGGCCAGUUAUUGCAAUGCUUCAAAUCUAAUGUCCAGUCAAGAGCCGCAAAUAUGUCCCUCAGCCGUACAUAGCAACUCAGCAGAGCCUAAACUCUUCUAUUUAGGCAAUAGUUACCUGGAGCAUGAGGACAGUAACAGCAGUAGCGAUGAUGAGCAAAAGCUAGUCAUUGAACUUGAGUAAGGUGUACACACAAACAAGACAAAAUCAACCCAUUCUCACUUCCAUGGUGUCCGAUCCGACCACUUGUCCAAGAAGUCCUUACAUUUCGACCGAAAGGAAUCCUUUAGCGGCUUACAAUGAGAAACUUUUGCUAUCAGUGGGUUGGCAUGUAAGUCAUGGUAAUUUUAUCAUGAAACUAUAUAAUGGGGUAUAAUUUUGUCAUCAUAACAUACUGUGUGUUGUGGAAGCUUGUUUCUGCCACACAAUAAAACAUUUAAAAGAUAACUGCGACUUUUUAUUUUAAAAUUGAGAGAUAUAACGUCAGAAUUGCGUAAUAUUAAGUCACAAUUCAGAUUUUUUUUCUCUCAAUUGGGAGUUUAUUUUGCAAUCAUGACUUUAUAACACACAAUUGCGAGUUUAUAUAUAUAUAUAUAUAUUUUUUUUUUCAGAAAUGUGACUUGAAUUGUGAAUUCAUAAUUGUGAUUGAAUUGUUAUCUUUUCUCAGAAUUGUGAGAUAUAAACUCGCAAUUGCAAUUUAUAUAGUCCAAUUCUAAGAAAAAAAAAACUUUUUUCCUCAAAGUUUAUAUCUCACAAUUCUGAUUUUAUAACAUGCAAUUACGACUUAAUAACUCACAAUAGCGACUUCAUAUCACACGGUUUUGAUAAAUAGUCCGAAUUGUGAGAUAAAAAGUUGUAAUUACCUUUUUUAUUAUUUAUUCUGUGGCGGACACAAGCUUCCAUAGUAUGUUGACGUCACAGUGAGAUACAAAUUCAGAUUAACAAAAAUUCAUUCAGAAAAUUGCCAACAUUCCAAGUCUUCCCAGGCAAAACAGUUGCUCUGCACGAGGAACAUGCCCAAAGUUAAUCAUGACCCCUAUCUGAAACGCUACCACAGCCUUUUUUUGGACCGAUUGCAUCAUGGUAAAUUUCAGAUGUAUCUUUUAAAUAAAAUGUGAAUGUGUUCACAGAGGAGGAUUUUCACCCAUUAAAAACUUAAAGCCACACCGUGGAACUCUUCAACCUUUAUAAUAUAUUACCAAAACCCAUUGAGAUGGUACAU